Gongylonema pulchrum is the source of this 234-nucleotide messenger RNA. NCBI's taxonomy places the organism in Eukaryota, Metazoa, Nematoda, Chromadorea, Rhabditida, Gongylonematidae. The record is from the annotation of a GenBank genome assembly.
AUGCUGUGGUUAGCCUCCGGAAUACUUUUGCUGGGAUCAGAUCUUUCAGAUUUGAAAGAAGCCACUAUUCAGAAAACUGAAACGAAAAAUGACUGUUCCAGGCGGUUAGAGCAUUUACUGAAUGUUCACCCGGAGAAGUAUCGCAGUCGAAGCAGUCGACCAACGCGGUCCUCGACGCCUGUUGAUCUGCGCUCCAUCGAUCACCAUCGUUCUCGUUCGGUUGAUUAUCUGUAA